AUGCACAUCAAACGAUACUUUGCGUCCGUAGCAGUUGCAAGCUACCUUGCUUUGUUGUCAACGGUGGCAGUAGUGGCACAAACUAAUGGUGGUGGAAGUUGCUCAGGUGACGUCCAAGUGAAAUCGCAAGCCGACCUGGAUCCACUUAAACCAUGCAAAAAGUACACUGGCUCAAUCGUGAUUGACAAGACAGCCGCAAACGACUUGAAGCUUCCUGGCGUAAUGCAGAUCGAUGGCGAAAUUAAUAUCCAUGAUAACAAUGCGCUAACACGGCUUUCCUUCCCACAUUUGCAAGCUGUCAAUAGUUUGAAGCUGGAAAACAACAGGGCAUUGAACAAGUUGGAUUUGAGCGCGUUGACGACCGUUCACUCGCUAGAAGUGGCUGUUCAUCCGGCUUUGCCAGAAAUCUCGUUCCCAGCAGGCUUAUCUCAAAUGUCCAGGGUGACCAUUUCGGACACAACCGUGACGCGAAUCGAUGGAUUAAAGAUAGACAAGGCUGAUGAAAUUGUCAUCGACAAUAACAUUUACUUGCGAACGUUGGACGUUGGAAACUUGACCGAGGUUACCAAAUCCAUGUCCAUAUCUGCCAAUUCGCCCGAUUUGACGUUGGAUGUAUCCCAUUUGCAUGCUUUACAACAAGGAUCGUUCCGCAAUUUGGCUGGUAUUUCCAUGGGUAGCCUGGAUAAAGUCUCUGGCGACCUAUCGUUUAUUUCUAAUAAGUUUACCUCGUUGGAGUUGCCCAAGGUCACCGACGUUGGUGGUACGUUCACUUUAUCGAACAACAACAACCUCGAAAAGCUCUCGGUACCUGAAUUGCGACACUUGGGUGGCGCAUUAUCCGUUGGCAACAAUACACGAUUGACCCAGGUUAAUGCAUUUGCAAAACUCGAAGAAGUGGAUGGAACGUUGGAUUUAACUGGUUCAUUUGACGAAGUCAAACUUCCCCAGCUCCAGGAUGUAAGUAAAGGAAAUUCUUGA
Messenger RNA from Zychaea mexicana, 978 nucleotides. RefSeq lists its product as uncharacterized. The transcript has 2 exons. Bases 1 to 978 code for a protein of 325 amino acids. Gene Ontology annotation, biological process: fungal-type cell wall organization. Gene Ontology annotation, cellular component: plasma membrane; fungal-type cell wall. The record is from RefSeq and is a predicted model, not a curated record. Lineage: Eukaryota; Fungi; Mucoromycota; Mucoromycetes; Mucorales; Lichtheimiaceae.